Protobothrops mucrosquamatus (brown spotted pit viper) is the source of this 444-nucleotide messenger RNA. It is a transcript of the gene DMAC1, whose product is annotated as distal membrane arm assembly complex 1. The coding region runs from base 20 to 283 and encodes 87 amino acids. The record is from RefSeq and is a predicted model, not a curated record. Lineage: Eukaryota; Metazoa; Chordata; Lepidosauria; Squamata; Viperidae. The transcript has 2 exons.
CGGCGCGGCCAUCUGGCUCAUGGCGGCCCAGCCCGGGGGCGGCGUUGUGGCGGGUUCUUCCCCGGCGGCCUCCAAGAAGUCCGCCUUCUGGUCCUGCUUCAGCUGCCGCAUGCUGACGGGCGGGGGGCUGCUGGCCUCCGGGGUCUGGGUCUACAUGGGCGUCCGCCGGUCCUUGCGGCAAAGGAGGCCCGGGACGGUCUUCGACGUCUUCCGGCUGGCUUUCGCCAUCGGCCUUUCCACUUGGGCAGUCAUAGUCAUCUUAGAUCCCAUCCAGCCGAAGUGAAACGGGAAAGGCGUACUUCAUCAGCGAAGGUUUUCCAAGACCUAAAAGGGGGAACCUUUCAUUUGGGGGUUGGGGUGUCCUGGGAUCCACAUUAAGACAGGACAGAAAUGUUGCAGGUUUUAUCUUCCAUGGAAAAUGGCUGCUUCUUGUUGCUUUUUUUG